Cinara cedri is the source of this 342-nucleotide messenger RNA. The record is from the annotation of a GenBank genome assembly. NCBI's taxonomy places the organism in Eukaryota, Metazoa, Arthropoda, Insecta, Hemiptera, Aphididae.
AUGGAUACAUCUGACGACGUAAAUAUAUUGAAAAUUCUUUUUGAAGAAGAAGAUGAUGAUGACGUUUUGCUCUUAUAUUUGUCAGAAGAAAAAAGAAAAGGCCAUGAUCAAUUAAUCAACGGUCAUUUGAAAAAUAAUGAAAUCAAAUUUCGAGAAUUUUUUAGAAUAAAUCGUAAUCAGUUUGAUUUUAUUUUAAAUUUAAUAAGAGAUGACCUAGCCUUAAAUCCGACUUUUUUUAUAAGGAAACCAAUAACUUCAUCUUCUACUUUGCUAAAUUUGGUCAUUGGAGCACUCAUUGUUGAAAGACCCGACCAACGUCAACCAGCAGUCAAUCAUAAAUGA